Molecule: messenger RNA, 5054 nt
Organism: Gambusia affinis (western mosquitofish)
Lineage: Eukaryota; Metazoa; Chordata; Actinopteri; Cyprinodontiformes; Poeciliidae
Gene: tfr1b
Product: transferrin receptor 1b
Exons: 19
Coding region: 119-2389 (756 amino acids)
Biological process (GO): intracellular iron ion homeostasis; iron ion transport
Cellular component (GO): external side of plasma membrane
Source: RefSeq, a predicted model, not a curated record
GAAGAAGACAAAGAACUUCCGGGGCUUGAUCCCGCUACCGCUGAAGCGCAGUAUUUGUCGUUUCGUGUGUGUUUCGAUAUCAUUCAUUCAAGCAUCUGCAGAACAACUUUAAGCAGCAAUGGACAAGAUAAGGUCGCAGUUUCAGAGGAUGAUGAACAGUGAGCGGUACAGCAGGUUCACGCUGCAGCCGUCGGAGAACGGCGAGAGGCACGCCGAGAGGCACGCCGAGGUCAACCUGUCCGACUACGCUGCAGACGGCGACACGGCGGCGGAAGCGCCCGGGUCGCCGAGCUUCAGGCCGGCGCCGCUGCAUCACAGCAGGCGGACCAUGGCGUUCAUGAUCCUGGGAACCCUGAUGGUGUUUCUUGGCGGCUACCUGGUUGGUUUCAUCAGUCAUCAUAAACCUAAAGUCGAGUCUGACUGCGGACCGAGUUCGACGGAUGAAAUCGGCGUGAUGGAUGCAGGAAAACCUUCGCCGACUCUGUCCUGGAAGGACGUCUCUCAACUCCUAACGAGCAAACUCAGCAGCGAAGCUUUCAAAAAGACUCUUAACGAUUUUGAUAUGAAGAGUCGCUCGGCAGGAAGUGAGGGAGACAUGAUUCUGGCGAACAGGAUCUUCGAUACGUUCAAGACGCUGGGGAUGACGCCGUGGACAGACAUCCAUUACGUUCAGCUGCAGACGCCCGACAACCAGAACCCCAACACAGUUUACUUUGGUUCAGACGUCAUCAAGCCUGUGGGAUAUUUGGCCUACAGCAAACCGGGCAGAGUUGAGGGCCGGCUGGUGUACGGGAACUACGGCCGUCAGAAGGAUCUGGACUUUGUUCAGGGAAAAGUUGACCUGAAAGGCGCCGUCCUGCUGCUGCGAGCCGGAAAAAUCCCUUUUGCACAACAGGUGGACAACGCCGCCAAGAUGGGAGCUUCUGCUGUUCUCAUCUACCUUGAUACUGAAGAUUACAAACUGGUUACAGACACUGAACUCUACGGACACGUCCAUCUUGGUUCUGGGGACCCCUACACCCCUGGAUUCCCAUCCUUCAACCACACCCUGUUUGCCCCAACGGAGUCAGCUGGCCUCCCAAAAAUCCCGGCCCAGACCAUCACUGCCAACUCGGCUACAACUCUUCUAAUGAAAAUUGGUGGCCCUGAAGUUGAUACAAACAGUGACUUCAAAGGUGAACUAAAGUCUGUGGUUUACAAGCUGGGUGGCAGCCAGAACAUCACUGUGGAGGUGAACAACGUUUUGGUCAAUAAGGAGAUCCACAAUGUGUUCGGCGUGAUCAAAGGAUUUACUGAUCCUGAUCGUUAUGUUGUGCUGGGAGCUCAGAGGGACGCCUGGGGGAGAGGUUACACCAAGGCCACUGUUGGCACCUCGGUGCUGAUCGAACUGGCCAAGGCCUUCCAAGAGAUGGUGAAAAAAGAUGAUUUCAGGCCGAGAAGAAGCAUAAUAUUUGCAAGCUGGAGUGCUGGAGAGUUUGGAAGCGUUGGCGCCACCGAGUGGCUGGAGGGUUACAUGUCCUCUCUUGACCGAAGCGUCUUUACAUACAUCAACCUGGAUGGAGUAGUCAUGGGUCAAGAAAGUUUCAUCGCCUCUGCAAGUCCGCUGCUGUACAGCCUCAUUGAGAGCACGAUGAAGGAGGUGAACAUGCCUAGAAAAUCUGACUCAAUUUACCAGGCGAUGGGAGGAAAUAACUGGGAGUCCAGAGUACUGAGGACGAUGUCGAUUGAAGAUCCUGCUUAUCCUUUCCUGGCUUUUGCUGGAAUUCCCUCCAUGUGUUUCCACUUCAUCCAAUCAAAUUCCGAGUCGUACCCUUACUACGGCACCGGCCUGGACAACAUGGACCACCUGAACUACCGAACGAGCCAAAGCACCAGCAACGUCACGGCCACGGCGGCGCAGUUCGCCGGCCUGAUGGUGCUGCGUCUGGUCCAUGACCACCUGCUGGGUCUGGAUGUGCGCAGAUACUACGGCCCCAUCACGAAAGCUGUUUCCCAGGUCAACAAACGGGUCAACCAGCUCACUCAGUCCAGUCAGCUGACGGACGUCAGUCCCAACUGGCUGAAUAGGGCCCGCGGCUCGUACAAGCGAGCGGCCGACGCCAUUGCCGGUGCCAUCGCCAACACGGACUUGACGGAUAAGGAAUCCUGUCGAAUCCUGAACGACAGGAUCAUGAAGGUUGAGCACUCCCUCCUUUCUCCGUACGUCUCCGUCGUUGAGGCCCCAUACCGCCACCUGCUGCUGGGCCGCGGCCCCCACACCUUGGCGGCCAUCGCUGAAGCCCAGGAUCUGAAGAAGCUCCGCCUCCCUCUGGCUCUGGCCACCUGGAACCUGCAGGGAUGCGCCAACGCCAUGGCCGCCAACGUCUGGGACAUCGACAACGACAUCUGAAGCAGGAAACAGGAAAUCUGUGUGUGAGCGUGUGUGAAGCUACUUGAAGGUUAAUUAUAGUGCUCCAACUUUUUAAUACCUGAAGCACAAGUGAGUCACAAAAUCUAGAAAAAAACCAACUGUGAACCUUAAACAAAUCACCUCCUCAAAGCACUGAAACUUUAUUUAUACUUCUAGUUUAGUUUGAUAUUUAUCAGUGGCAAUGCCCACUAUAUUUAUUGUUUGUCUUUUUAUACAACAUUAUCGGAAGCAGUGCCUUCCAUAAUUAUGACGGUUAUACUGUCGAAAGCCACAGCAGCAUCUGCUACUACAAUGACUCCCUAACUGUUGCUGACGAAACGGAGCAUCGGAUAACGCUGGGAUUUCACUUUCCUGGCUCACACGUCUCCCGUUUGAACUCCAGAUGAUCAAUAUCUGCUGGGAGAAACAAAAUAUAGAAAAUCGCACCAAAUUUCCAAUUGGUUUGUCUGGAUUUGAGCAAUUCAGGGGUGUCCAACGUUUUUGUCUCGUGGGUCAAAAUUGUCGACUCAAAAGUCCUAAAAACCCAAGCAAAUAAAGUAGCCCAAUUUAUUUUAUUGUAUUUAUUGUAGUUUCAAAACUUGUAAAGGAUUUUAUUUAGCAAAAGGGCAGUCGUAAAUAAUAAAAAAUAAAUAAUAAAUAAUAGUCGCAGUAAAUUUCCACCAAAAACUUCAGAAAUGUAUUGAUUAAUCUCUGUAAUUUUCUAGAAAAAACGUGGAAAUUUUCUCAGCAAAAUUUUUAAAAAAGUUUCAAUGUGUGAAACAGAAAUUUUCAAGUUUUUUGUAGAAAAUUUUGUGAGAAUAAUCUCAACAUUUCUGAAAUUUUUGGUGGAAAUUUACUCCUUAUUUUCUCUUCGAUUACCGUGAUAUACUAUUGUAGAUUUUGGACCUUUGCUGUUUUCAGUUUUGUCUAGAUUUGAUUGACUGAAUAAUUUUAUUUUCUGUAAUAAUGACAGAAUUAAAGCCACUUUCUUCUUAGCUAAGUUUAUCAAAAAAUAAAAUCUAAUUUAGGUGAAGCAAAUUUGACUUUUCAGGAAAAGUCUUUGGAUGUUAAAAGGAAAUCAUUAUGUGAAAAUUAUAUUGGUGAAAAUUUUUAAAAUUAAAAUUCCCCAUCUCUGGGCCAAAUUUGUAUAAUUUUUUAAUUGCAGUUGGGGGCCACACAAAAUCACCCCAAGGGCCACUAAUGGCCCCCGAGCCACACUUUGGACACCCCUACUCUAAUUACUUAAAGUCAAUAUUUGGUAAAAUGAUUCUGUGCAACCUUUAGGCUCUAAUUGGUUCCAUAAUUUGCCAAAAAGCCGUUUAUGUUGCACGGUUUGCGUUGGAGCACGUAUUAGCAUCAUGGCGUUAUCGGGAGCAGUGCCUUCCAUAAUUAAAAUCCAUUAUCGGGAGCAGAGUCUCCCAUAAUGCCGACUAGUGACGGUAGCUUUUGUCUACCAUUUUCUGUCUAUAUUUGUGUUUGUGUGUAUUUAUCGGGAGCAGUGACUCUCAUAUUUCACUUCAAGGGUGGAACAGCUUAUCGGGGACAGUGUUUCCCAGAGUUUUAUACUUGAAAUUUUCAUUUGUUGGGUUUAUUGGUUGGAUUUUUGUGUGUUAAAAUUUCUGGACCUGUGUAGUUUCUGUGCAGCUAUAUUUUUUCCUGUUUAGAUUUCUAACACUGGAUAAACCUUACUGGGAGAGGUGGGCAAUCGACAAUUUAUAACUUUUAGAAAUUUAUGGUUGUCAACAUUUAGUGCAUUUAGAUUUGAGCAGCACAAUAAAUUAUAAUAAAAAUGUUUUCAAUACCAGAUUGUAAACAUACAACAGAGUAUUAGGACAACUCUAAGAUGAAAUGUUAGAAAAUAAAUAAAACCACAAGAAUAAAAUUGAAAAAUCACUAGAAAAACUCAAUAUUACUCAUUAAAACUCAAAAAUAAAAUCAGAACAAUGUGAGAAUUAAGUCAUAAAAUUACCGGAAUAAAAUUGUAAAAUUACGAUAGUAAAAUUGUAAAACUACAACACUAAAGUCGUAAUAUAACAAGAAUGAAGUCAGAAAAUUUAGAAUAAAGUCGUAAACUUACAAGAAUAAAAUUGUAAAAGUUUUAUUGUAAAAUUUUACAAUAAAUUGUACAAUUUGUCAGAAAUGUUAAUUUUACAACUUUUACUCUUACUAAAGUCGUAAAAUUACAAGAGUCAGAAAAUCGAGAAUAUAGUCGUAAACUUACGAGAAUAAAAUCAUAAAAUCACUUGUAUAAAGUUGUAAAAUUAGGAUAAUAAAGUCUUAAAAUUACAAGAAUGAAAUUGUAAAAUUUGUUUUAGAUUGAUUAGCUACUCAAUGGUCGUCUUCUUGAAAAGUUGUUUUUAAAACGAUUGCCUGCCUCUCCCUUCUAGAUAAUCCAGGUCAGCAGUUCACGGCCUGUUUUAGAUUUACUGUAUGUUAUUAUCAUUAGUGUCUAAAAUACUGUAAGCCUCACUACCGCCAAAUAUAUUACUGCUUAAAAACAAUUCACAAGCCACAUAAGAAUUAUUCAAUGAAUCAAACCUCUGCAUGCAUUCUGUUACCUAAACUUGUUUCAAAUCUUGCUAUUAUGAAUUCAUUUCCAUAAAUGUUCGAUCUGGUUGUUAAAUCUGUUUAAAUAAAAAAAGGAAUGUCUCAAAAUUCAUUUUAA